CCGCACUCGAUGGAGUCCCAUGAUUUAGGCGACGAUUUAGGCCGUGACGGCACGAAAAUCCAACAAAAUAUCGAGGCAUUGAUACCACAAGGUACGACGGUCGAAGAGGAUGAGAAUGGAAAUAAGGAGUAUGGCGGGGAAGCGCUAUCAGCGUUGAUUGCCUCUAUGAAAGUCGCGCUAAAAAUUGAUGAAACUUGGGAAGGACGUUUGAGAUACUGGUCGAAAAACACGAAAAUAAUCAAUCCUCGGAAACAAGGCUAUCUUAUACCUUUCUUUGGCGGAAUUCAGCUGAACCCUGGGGGUCUUUUGAAAAGCGGGAAAUUCAUACAAGUCAAUAAUGAGCCGAUUUUAGGUGCUGGCGCAACUUCUUUGUUUAUUGUGCCUCGCUGA
Molecule: messenger RNA, 390 nt
Organism: Penicillium longicatenatum
Lineage: Eukaryota; Fungi; Ascomycota; Eurotiomycetes; Eurotiales; Aspergillaceae
Exons: 2
Source: RefSeq, a predicted model, not a curated record